This is a messenger RNA of Xyrauchen texanus (razorback sucker), 2110 nucleotides long. It is a transcript of the gene caly, whose product is annotated as calcyon neuron-specific vesicular protein. Lineage: Eukaryota; Metazoa; Chordata; Actinopteri; Cypriniformes; Catostomidae. Gene Ontology annotation, biological process: endosomal transport; clathrin coat assembly; G protein-coupled dopamine receptor signaling pathway. Gene Ontology annotation, molecular function: clathrin light chain binding. The record is from RefSeq and is a predicted model, not a curated record. The transcript has 5 exons. Gene Ontology annotation, cellular component: endosome; membrane. Bases 125 to 676 code for a protein of 183 amino acids.
UGGAAAUCCAGCGACAAGCAGCUGAUGCUUCAGUGAAUCUCACACACACACAGCCAUAAUAACCAGCAGCCAUCAACAUCAUCGACAGAGAAGCAUUGCCAAGACAAUCGGCAGGAAAACCAAAAUGGUUAAACUGGGCAGUAACCUGGUAGAGAAGGUGGAGAGACAGCCGUCAGUGGAGGACGGUUUCGACAACAUCCCCCUCAUCACUCCACUGGAGGUCAGCCAGUUACAGCAGCCUUUCCCUGACAAGGUGAUCGUGAAAACCACGACAGAGUAUCAGCUGAAGGAGAAGAAGAGGAAGCUGUAUGUGCCGAGCAUCAAGAAGCUAAACAUAAACCUUUAUGAUGAGAUGUCAGAGAAGGUCAAGCUGACUGGGCUGAUUGUUAUCACCUUGGCUUUCUUGGCUUGCCUGCUGCUGUUGGUCAUGUAUAAAGCACUGUGGUACGACCAGCUUGGCUGCCCAGAAGGCUUCAUCCUCCAGCACAGGCACUGCACACCGACAGCUCUAGAGAUGUACUACCCUGAGCAGGAUUCCAGGGGCAGCCUCUACACCGCAAUGACCCACCUCAACCAGGCCAAGAGGAACAUCCCAGAGCUGUCUUCACCAUGGCUACCGGUCAUCAACGCUCUGAAGGAGGCCCAGAGGGCCAAAGAGGAGGCAAACCACUCGUAAAGAUAAUUGGAGACAAGAGGAGGUGGGGCGUGAUGUUUGGUGUGGUAGUUUACACUGUAUGUAAGGUAUGUGAGGACUCAAUCCUAAAGAAUUGAUGUUGAAGUAGUUCUGAAAGGGAUUACUGCUUAUAUGUGUUUAUUGUUUGUUUAAGACAGACAAAAUUCCUUGAAUAUGACUGGAAUAACUAAUAAGUUUUACUGUGACUCACAUAAUGUCUUUGCAGUGAUCUUUUUAGACGUCCGUGGAAGUUUCUAGGUUUGGAAUCUACUGCGUAGGCAUUCUGCAAUACAAAUGCUUUCAGCCUCUCAGAAAUCUCAUGAUGCUCAAUAUCAUUUUAGAAGAAAUGUAGAAUUUCAAAGCUUGUUCUUAAAGCGUUUUAAAUCUCACCACACCAUGUUUUGAUGGUACAUCUGACUGUGGCAUUGUAGGUUUAGUUGUGCUGCUUGUAAUUCUUGCAACGUUUGCUAAGCGUUGUUUCUCGAUUAUGGUUUAAUUUGAAGUAAUUGGGCGCAGUGGAACGGAUUGUGCAUUGGCUGUUAAUUGCGCUCUAAUUAAUUUCAAUGCGACAGAGUUGAUUUGCGAGACAAAAGCAUUCCAAAAAAAUCGGAUUGUUUUCUCCAAGCACCUCUGAAAUUCUGAAUGUUGUCUUUAAGCAAUGUCUCUUUGAUUUAAAAGUAAAAAAACGACUACAACCCUGGAGCUUUUUUGUACAUUAUACUAAAGAAAAAAAAUGAAAAUCUGACUGACGUUAAAAUUGUAAGGAAGAAAUAACUCGACUUUAUACACAUUUGCAUGUUUAACUUAUUCCCACAAAACUGCAACCCAUCUUAGAAUUGAAACUAAAGCUUAAGAUUUUAAAAUCAAGUUGUUGAAUGUAAACUGGAUUAUCUAUUUUUAGAUUUUAGUUGAAAGUAUCAGUGUUUUGUUCGUGUGUUGAAACAUUUACACAGAGCACCAGCAGCCAUUUAAGUGUGUAAUUAAUGUUGUGAAUUAUUCUUUAAAAAGUUCAAGAAUGUGAUAAAACGCCUCAUGCAGGCGGGUGACCUUUUGUGUACAUUAAGCACACCUUCAGCAAAUGAGUCGAUGCUGUUCUGAAUGUAUAAACUGACAAUAGCUGUUUAAAACGUGUUUCCCCCUUUAGUUACUGGUUUGUUGUAUUCAUUUAACAUGCUCUGUAUUUAUCUAUUGUGAUAUGUCAACUUUUUAAUUUUCAUUGGUUUCCAGUUGCUAUAUAUAUAUGUAAAGUUAUAAAGUAUUUAUGUAUGUAUGUACCUUUUUUUAAUUUAUUUUUUAUUAUUAUUCAUGCUUUAGUUUACUGGUACAAGAAGGAUGUAAGCAAGGUUCUUGUUAUCAUAAAGCCUAAAGUAUUAGUCAUUUCUGUGUGUGACAAACUUCGAUCUAUCCUCAGUGGAUAAUAAGAAUAAAGGUGUCAGU